AUGUCAAAUUGUAUCAUCUACAAGAGACAUGAAAACAAAACUAAUAUGGCUCCUACUAACAAUAUACCACAUACGUUAAAACAAUCAUUAUUAGCCAAUAAGAAACAAGAUCCAUUAUGCAUUGAUUAUCAUAUGUUAGCUGAUAUUUUACCGAAACCGCCCGAAUUACCUGUACCGAAUGAACCGAAUUUUAUUCCAAAUGAAUUAUAUGAUUUGACAAUCGGUAAAUAUCACAAUGGUAUGAAACGUUGCAUCGAUGUUUAUUCACAGACAGAUAUUACUGAAUUAUUUGAAUUAAAUGAAUUAAAAAACAAAUUGAACAAUUUAAUACUGCUUAUUAAUGAAUAUCCAAAACAAAUAAAUCAAAUUAAAAAUACAUUAAAUUAUCAAAUGAAAUUAAUUAUUGAAGAGAUUAGUUUAAAUAUCUAUGAAAUUAUGAAAUCACGUAUAGAUAAUUUAUCUAAAUCAUAUGAUAAAUCUAUUGAACAUAUUCGUGGUUCAUGUAGAACACAAUUAGCUAAUACAAUCUCUGUAUUAAAUGGAUUACUCAAUACUGCUAAACGACAUGAUGGAACUUUAAUUGAAAAUUCACUUCGUAAGCGAGUUGUGGAAUUAGAAACUGUCUUACAACAAAAUGAAUUAGAUAUGAAAUGUCUACAAGAGAAAUUCAAAGAACUGGAAGACAAAUACGACUCAUUAAAUCUUGAAAUGCCAAAUAUUGUUAUUUCAAGGAGUUCCUCAGUCGAAUUAAUACCAACACGAGCCAUUCCACCUGUUUCUGUUGUACUAGUUCAUGAAGACAAAUCCGUACAAGUCGAUUCUUUUGAUAAAAAGAAGGAGUCACUGGAGAAAGAAAUAAAAAGUCUAUUAGAGCAGAUUGAGGUUCUUAAAUCUGCUUUAAGUGCUGUCCAAUCACAAGUGAGGUCAUUAAUUGAACAACGUGACCAAUCAGAACAAAAGGUUAAUGGAUUAAAUAAUCAGUUGAAUGACUUUAAAACAAACUAUGUUAAAUUAGAAAAACAAUUACUUGAUAAAACUAAUGAAUUAACAAUGUAUAAACAGAAAGUAACUUCAGCUGAAUCACGACUUAAUGAAAUGUUAGCAUCAAUGAAUAAUUUAAGAUCGGAGAAAAUUAAAUUAGAAAAUGAUUAUGCAAAUAAUCGAGAUAGUGAAAUGAUUUUACCUAUUAAAUUAAAUGAUUUGACAAUGAAGUGUGCAACAAAUUAUAUUGAAAAGUUAAAAACUAUCUUGAUUAAUAACAUUCACUAUUAA
Molecule: messenger RNA, 1272 nt
Organism: Schistosoma haematobium
Lineage: Eukaryota; Metazoa; Platyhelminthes; Trematoda; Strigeidida; Schistosomatidae
Product: component of the polarisome
Exons: 6
Coding region: 1-1272 (423 amino acids)
Source: RefSeq, a predicted model, not a curated record